UGUUCCCUGAAAAAGGGCAGGAUUUUCUGACAGGGUAUUUACCCAAGGCUACUGAGAAGUUGGGGGGGGCGAAAGAAAGUAACAAACCCGGUGGAUUUUGCAUAACUUUUACCCCCCCACCCCGUUCUCUCUCUCUCUUUCCUUCAUUCUUUCGUUUCUUAGUUUUUUCCCCUUUCCCCAGACAUAUGGAAUCGAUUUUGAAUCCUGACACUGAAGGCUGGCCAAUUCCUACUGGCUCUAAAAACCAGAAUCCAUUUGGUUCCCUUCUCUCCAGCACCCCUUGUCACUCAGUAUUAGAACCGUCUUGCAACAUUUUUAAGUCUUUAUAAAGAGAAACAGCUUUCCAGAGAGAAACCAAGGAUUCAGGAGAGGGGGAGGACUUGAGGGGCGCUUUUUUUUUUUUUAAAGGGGAACGUGUGCGCCCCCCAACACCCCCACCUCACCCCCUCCCCACGAUAUCUCUCUGCAAAGGGGGCCGCAUCCCUGCAAUACUUAAAGCUGUUUUGGAAGAGUUCCUCUUUUUCUCCAUGUGAAGUCCUUUCCGUGUGAAUCGAGCGAAUCCAAAAAAAUCAAAGCAUCUUUGAGGGGGGGAAAAAAAAAGAUCCGAACCGUCCGCGAAAGCCGUCAGCAAGAUCCACCGGGUUGCAAUAGAGUAGUUUCUCCUCCUUAAUUUGCCUGCUCCAGUUGAGAAUUCGCACCGCCCCGAUCCGGCUUCGCUCCUUCUUCUUGCAGUCCCGGGUUGGACGGUAUCACAGGUCCCUUCUCCCCCAUGCCCAGCUCGUUCUUCAGCGCCGGCCGGGUCCUGGAUUCAGGCGAGUAUCAUUGCAAAAAAUAACUGAAUUCCUUCCUUUUGUCACAGAAACGGCCACGGCGGUAGCGUGGGUGCCUGGUCCUCCCGGGAGUAGAAGGGCAGUGGGAGAAAAGCUUUGAAUCUUCAUUUUCUCCUUCCCUCUCUCUCUUUUCUGAUUUUGUUUUUGUGUUUUUGGUUUUUUUUCCUUGUGAGAAGGAGGAGGAUUGGGGUUAAAAUGGGAAGAAAUGGGGAGCCUGGACGUGAGCGUAGGAAGCAGACGAGCCUGUGCCGUGCCGGGUGGCGGCUCCGGGGGGUGAAGACCCCGUCCCCAGGGCCUCUGGGCGCUGCCCCGUCGGCGGGCAAGCAGGGACCCCCCUCUCUUUUUUUUUUCCUACUCCCCAAACCCGUUAUUUUUUUGCCUUCGUUUCCAUCGUCUUUGCCACCUGUCUGGACGCUGAGGCUUUGGGAGCGGUGGCUGCUGCGGUCGCUUUCCUCGUUGGUGUUUGUUCGCCUCUUCCGCCUUCAGGUUAAAAUAUAAAAAAUGAAAGGAAAACUAACAAGGAAAAAAAAAAAAGAAGAAAAAAAACCAACCCCGAGCUCCGCAAAGGCCAGGGCAGCCCCAACUGCGGCGGGAGGGAGGGAGCGAGGGGUAUCUCCUGCCCGACUGCCCACCAAGUUUGGGGAAUUUGCUGAUGGGGGGAAUUAGUGAGACUGGAGCGGGGAUCCGGACAUUUACCGAUUCUGUAUAAAAUGGGCAAAAGGUUGACGUGUCCCAGUCACGUGAGCGCAUAAUUCAAGCUAUUAUUUUGGCAUUUGGGGCGGGGGGGGGGGAUGUGUGUGAGAAAAAAAGUAGAGAUGGUGAUUCCCAGCCCGUCUCUGGUGGCUGCUCCCAAAAUAGCUCUUUGUAGCCCGCUGAUAUCGCAAAUGCCGUCUGCUCUCACCCCGCGCACCCCCACAUGCCCUCCCCGUCCCUCCUAGCCGCACCUCACCCCCACCUCUGGGGCCAGGAGAUGCUUUUGGAGGCGGGCGGACCCGGGGGAGCGGGUGGUGAGGGGGUCGGGAGCGCCCAGCCCCGCCAGGACUCUGGGAGUUCUGUGCCCGCCCGGUUGUUAUUUGUGUUUCGUAUUUUUGGAGGCAAUUCCAAAGCACUUCCGCUGAUUGAUCAUUAACCUGGUGAGUUAUUGCUCUUCUAAGCAAAGGUCAGGGGAAGAAAAAGGUCUAAUCCGUCAAGGCAAACCCACUGCUCACUCAGUUUCAUUUUGAUUUCUUAUCCGAGCUGGCUUCUGUUUGGCGUUUCAGGAGGUCCUGGACCCUCCAUAACUCUCCCCUCCUCCUCCGAGUGCUACCCUCCCUCGGGCUCUCCGUGGAGUCAAGGCAAACUCCUUCUCUUUAGACAGAAACUGGGCCGGGUGGCUGUGGGUGAGCAGCCCGCGGGAGGGCUGCGCUAUAGGUGCUGCGGGGCUCCCCCCCCGCUCCGGGGGGUGCAUGGCGAGCAGAGGCCGGGCAGGACACGCAAAAAAUGAUAACCCAAAAUAGAGCAAAAAAAAAAGGCAAAUCAAAACAAAGAACACCCAAGGGAAGGGGUGUGGGGGAGAAUGACUCGCUCAGUUCUGUCCGUACUGCGAGGGAAUAAAUGAGAAACAAAGAAAAACAAAGACACCCCCCCCCUUGCUGGAGCCGUUAUUUAUGCCAGCUUCUUUUCGGUUGUUUGUUUGUUUCUCUUUUUUCCCCUCCUCCCUCCCACAUCCACUCCAAAUAAAUUUUCCCUCUUUUCUCCACCUCCUCUCGGGCUGCCCACUUCUCCUCUUCCUCCCCGGGCUCUGCGUGGGAGGAACUUGCCGAGGCUCAGCCCGCGUUUGCUGAGCUCACGGCGCAGAAAGCGGGGUAGGGGGUGGGGUGGGUGUAUUUUCUUCUUCUAUUUUUUUCCCCUCCUCUCUACAAAUCUCUGUGUGUGCUCUACAGAGGGAACUGAAAAGCCCCAGUUAAGCGGGCAAGGCUGUGAUGUAAGUGGAAUAUUGCCAAAAGUGUGUAUUAAAGCGUGCGGGCAUGUAAUAAUAAUACUAAUAAAAAAUCCAGCCAUAGGCCGCCGACUGGAGAAGGUCAGGAAGCAUCCGCGGGUGAUUUAUGGACUCGGAGAUGUUGUCACAAGCAGAGUAGGGGUGCGAGGGGAACAUUUUUAUUUGAGAUUAAUAACAUCAACAUACAGAACGGAAACAGGAUUAUUAAAGCGAUUGAAUGUUUCCCACAACGAAAAUAUUUUUAAAUGAGAUUGCUUUUUCUUUCUCCUCUUCUUUCUCCCUUCCGAGCCCUUCGUGCCAAAGCUGUGGUGAUAAAUUUCGGCGUGACUUUAAAAAUGUUUACGGCUCGAUACCGUUAAUUCUGAUACCAAAUCACUGCUGUGUAAAUGGUGUCCUCGAACACUAUAAAGCAUCUCUGUCCUCUCCCUCCUUCGUGGCCGACCACAUUGGAGAAAUACGAAAAAACAUUCCGUAUCCUUAAGGCUUUCUUGCCGUUCAGGAAAACGGCCUCCUAUUUUCCCUACUGUUAUCCCAUUGUUGAACCCCGAGCUAAUUAACUGCAUAUAUUUAGUGUCUUAAACGCGUUUAAUUCUGAAAUUACUACCAGAAAUUAACCCAAACCCUUCCGAAUAUGUAUAUACUUAAAUUACGUUCAGAGUUCUCCACCAGCCGUGGACGAAUAGCCCAUGGUUGACGCCAAACCAUUUCCAUCACGAACUCCAGAAUGGGCCAAGGGUUUCCCUUGCCGGGGGGUUUCCACGGGGUGAGGUGGAAGGAAGCGCCGGGGAGCCAGAGGUUGUAUCAGAUUUACCGAAAUUAACCUGGUGUCCUCACCCCCCGCGAUGAGAAUAUUGGGUUCCCAAUGGACGGAGACCCAGUGCGAUCCCUAGAAAUACUGUAGUUGCUUGGAUGGAAGAGAAUCUCAGAGGAAAUGCGAGGGCUUUUGUUCAUUAGAGCCCAUCUCCUCACCAUUUCCACCCAAAGGUUUCUCUCUGUGAUGAAUCCCCUUGUCCAAGCUUUUCUGACCGAAGUUUCAUACUUUUUUUUUCCCCUUUCCCCCCUCCCCAGUUCUCCUUUCUCAAAGUCCGCCGCUGCCUCGUGUUUGCUGGAUCAUCCACCCGAGAACUGGUCAGCUUCCAACAGACAGCUGGAAACGGCCUGUCACGUGGCCUUGGGGUGCCAAUGUUCUGCCAUAGGGGUGUCAAGACCCUGGUAGCCAGAAAAAUCAUUUUGAGGAGUCCCAGAGAUGCAGAAGACAACGUACUACGACAGCUCCACGCUCUUUGGGGGUUACUCCUAUGGGAGUGCCAAUGGGUUCGGCUACGAGGGUCCCCAGCAGCCCUUCCAACCAGCCUCUCAUGUGGAGAACGACUACCAGCGGUCCGCCUGCUCCCUCCAGUCUCUUGGCAACACAACCCCACACACAAAAAGUAAAGACCUGAACGGGAGCUGCAUGCGUCCAAGUUUGCCGCAGGAGCACCAUCCGCCUCCCCCUGUUUCGCCGCCCCCAAACCCUGCCACCAACAGCACCAGUAGCAACAGCAAUAACCAGUCGGGGAGCGGUAAAAGUGCCCCCAGCAAAGCCAACCUCAGUGCAAACACCAGUCUCACCAAGCAGAUUUUCCCCUGGAUGAAAGAAUCAAGGCAAAACUCCAAACAGAAAAACAGCUCCCCUAGCACAGCAGAAACCUGCAGUGGCGAGAAAAGCCCUCCAGGCUCCUCGGCCUCCAAGAGAGCCCGCACAGCCUACACCAGCGCUCAGCUGGUGGAGCUGGAGAAGGAAUUCCACUUCAACCGCUACCUGUGCAGGCCCCGGCGUGUGGAGAUGGCCAACCUGCUGAACCUCAGCGAGAGGCAGAUCAAGAUCUGGUUCCAGAACAGGAGGAUGAAGUAUAAGAAAGAUCAGAAGUCAAAAGGCAUGGGGUCCUCCUCUGGAGGGCCUUCCCCAACUGGCAGCCCACCCCAGCCCAUGCAAUCCUCUGCUGGAUUUAUGAAUGCCUUGCACACCAUGAGCAGUAACUAUGAUGCCCCCUCACCGCCUUCUUUCAAUAAGCCCCACCAAAACGCCUAUGCCAUGUCAACUAACUACCAAAAUCCCAUCAAAGGCUGCCCCUCCCAACAGAAAUACGCCAACACGGCCCCUGAGUAUGACCCCCACGUCUUACAAGGGAACGGGGUAGCCUAUGGGACUCCCAGUAUGCAGGGAAGCCCCGUCUAUGUUGGAGGUAACUAUGUGGAUUCUAUGCCCACCUCUGGCCCAUCCCUUUAUGGCCUCAACCAUCUGCCACAUCACCAGGCUGCCAACAUGGACUACAAUGGGCCUCCGCAGAUGCCCCCGAGCCAGCACCAUGGACCAUGCGAGACCCACCCCACCUACACAGACCUUACCACGCACCACGCUUCUUCUCAGGGCAGAAUCCAAGAGGCGCCCAAGCUGACCCACCUGUGAUAGGAAGCAGGGACAGGCUCAAGUGAAGCAGAUGGGACCUCACCAUGGGGCAUGGGAGAGGGGAAAAGGGCAGGAUUUCCUUCAGGAACAUUUGUGUUGAGCUGUUUUCUUUUUUUCUUUGACAGGGCAAUUUCUACCAGGCUGCUGUGCUGGCUCUCAUUAUUUCUGGGUUUUACUGGGCACAAUUUCCAACCACUUCAGUAUUUACUGCCAAGAGCAGCUCUCUCUCUGAAGAGUGUUUCAACACAAAUGCUUCUGAAAUGGGUUUGGGGUAGUUUUGUGAGAAUCUGGUAGAUUUUUAUCAGCAUCAUCCUUCCUUUAUAAGCCAAGUAUGGAUCAUCACAAAUAAAUCUUGGACACUGGAACCGAGAAUAGUCAGCCAGCCAAGUCUUGCAGUUGGUGUUUCUGCAUCUAUGUAACCACGCACCCGUGUGUGCAUAUGCAAUCGAAAGAGAUUCGCAAGGAAACUACCCUCCUCUCCAAGCCCUUCUCAAGAGGAACCUCGUGCUUUUCUUUCAGCCUGCAGAGGAAGGGCAGCCUUUUUUGACAAGGAACUUCCCACCAGUUCCCACAUAAACUGCAAAUAUACAAACCUGCCAACACGGUGGAUUCACAUUCUUCCUCUCCGGCCCCACCUCCCUUUUCAAAAAUAAUAAUUUAAAAAAUUAUAAGAAGAGAGGUCUAAGAAUCGCAAAAGGUUUGGGAACUGAGAUUUUCAAAUACUUAAGCUGCCCCCCCCGAACAACAACAGCCCAAAGAGAGGAAGAAAGAGUUGACAGGUCUGAAUAUUUUCCCACUUUCGCCUCUGAUGACGUGAGUCUCCAUUCGAUGAUGCCAGGUUUUUUUGUUUUGGGAGUAUUUUUCUUAGGGUUUGUUAACAGAAAAGCAAUCUUAAGACUUAGAAGUCCUACGCUUCUUUCCUCUUCUUCUCUUGACCUUACGUGAAAACAGGGUAUAUUUGAACAAAUGGAAUGUCCUUCAAUCGAAGCAGAAGUGAAUGGAUCUCUAGUAUUUGCUAAUGCUUUCUUGUCUGGACAUCUUUGUUGCACUUAGAGUUUACAUAUAAUGGGUAUAAAAACAACUUUGAAGGGUGUUCGUCCAACUCAGUCGAGACGCCCUUCAAUAGGUGUGUGUUCUGGUGAACAUUCAUAUAUAUUUAUUGGUUAUAGCCAGUUUAAAAUAUUUUCCUUUUUUUUUGUAUUAUUUAUCCCCAAUAUUAUGUAUUUAUAUGAGGAAAAAAAAGAAUCAAAAUGUACUUUUUUAGUAUUUACUUGUUAUAAAGGACAUUGUGUUUCCUUGUCAUUGUACAACAAGCUUAUUUUAGUUAUUGUAAUUUAGGAAGACCAGUAGUUUUAUGUUACCUUCGUACUUAUGAAUAAUGUAAUUAGUUCUACUGGAGGCAUGAGAGCAGAACCAGACAGUAAUUGUAUAGUCCUGAAUUAGAACUAUAGCGAAUCCCUCCCUCUCACCACACUCCUCCUCUUUGGGGAGAUUUCUUUGUUCUUACAGUAGUUAUUUUAUUUCCUCGCUUAAGAGUUGUCUGUUGAACAAUUCUUGAAUAAACUUUCUGUUAUCAAUUUUAUCUUGUCCGAUCAGUCGGAUUUAGAGCCAAAAAUAGAUAAUUAGUGGAUGAAAACGACGGAAGGGAGGCAGGGAAGGGACCCCUCGAUGAGUCCAGGCAGCGGGGUUCCCGUCUGCGCGCUCAGUUUGGGGUGAAACCGCGGGGGUUCGGGCGCGAAGCGGUCCCGCCACCCCCUGCGCGGCCCCUGCGCGGCCUUUGCGCGGUCCCGGCCCGCGCCC
This is a messenger RNA of Cuculus canorus (common cuckoo), 7057 nucleotides long. RefSeq names its product homeobox B3 (gene HOXB3). Gene Ontology annotation, biological process: regulation of transcription by RNA polymerase II. Gene Ontology annotation, molecular function: RNA polymerase II cis-regulatory region sequence-specific DNA binding; DNA-binding transcription factor activity, RNA polymerase II-specific. Gene Ontology annotation, cellular component: nucleus. Bases 4055 to 5257 code for a protein of 400 amino acids. The record is from RefSeq and is a predicted model, not a curated record. Lineage: Eukaryota; Metazoa; Chordata; Aves; Cuculiformes; Cuculidae. The transcript has 4 exons.